Gymnodraco acuticeps is the source of this 3797-nucleotide messenger RNA. Its product is annotated as E3 ubiquitin-protein ligase RNF31-like. Gene Ontology annotation, cellular component: LUBAC complex. The record is from RefSeq and is a predicted model, not a curated record. NCBI's taxonomy places the organism in Eukaryota, Metazoa, Chordata, Actinopteri, Perciformes, Bathydraconidae. Gene Ontology annotation, biological process: protein linear polyubiquitination. Gene Ontology annotation, molecular function: K48-linked polyubiquitin modification-dependent protein binding; linear polyubiquitin binding; ubiquitin protein ligase activity.
AUGAGCGGUGGUCCUGCAUCGGUCCAGAUGGACGAGGUCAGGAUCAGAUCCCAGUCCCUCCUCUCCGCCUCAGGUGUGGCCCAGGAUGUGAAGGCGGAGGUCCAAACCAUGGCCACCAUCGCCCUGCCUCUGUCAGAGAAGUACCGUCACAUCGGAGUGGAGGCCAUCUUGAAGGAGAACACAGCGUGCCGCAACAAACAGGAGGUUCUGGAGUCCUUGAGUAGACUGAUCAAGGCCUUCAGUAUCCUGGAGAAGUACGGCUGUAAUCUGACCAGUCCUGCUAGGCCCAAAUACUGGAGGAGCGUCAAGCACAACAACCCUGUCUUCAGAACCACUGUGGAUGCCGUUAAAGGAGGCCGGAGAAUCUUGUUUCUCUACGGUUACACCAACCAGCAGAUCGACGGCCUCAGUUUCCCAGAUGAAGUCGAUGGACCAGACACGGCUAAAGUUGCUUCGGUGACGCUGGAGGUCAUGACCUUACGCACAGAGGUGGACAUGGUCAUAAAGGGCACACAUCCUCACAUAGAACACUUCAAAGAUAUCAUCCCAUUCAUCAUCCAGCAGGAUAAUCUGGUGAAUGAUGCUGUGGUGAUCCCGCCUGCAGAGGAGCAGCCGCUUCUGGCUCUUCCUCUCAAACCCACUCCAGUCCUCGUAGCACAACCUCCGACACCAUCAACAGGCUCUUCUCCAGCGAGUAACUGUAACCUGUGUGGUGCCACAACAACUCUGUUUUGCCCGUCUUGUGACAAUCAAUCUUUCUGCGAUGCGUGCGAUGGCCUCUUUCACCGCCACCCUUCCAGAGCCAAUCACAAGAGAGACAAAGUACAGAAAACCAGACAGGAGGCCUGCACCAUCUGUGGGUCUUCUGCUCACGCUGCGUGCUCCACCUGCGACCAGAGGCUGUGUGAGAACUGUGACAAGCUGUUCCACUCUCACCCCGACCGCAUAGGACAUCACAGAAGUAUUAUUACACCAUCUAAAACAUCCAGUCCCUCUCUGUCCCCUUGGGAGUGUGCUCACUGCACCACAGUGAACGAGAUGCGAGCCGUGCUCUGCUCCACCUGCGAGCGCCCACGCCUCUCUACAGCUGCAUCCAUCGCUCUAGAGAGCCCCAUGUUGGUCCCUACAUCUCCCAGCACAGAUUGGCAGUGUAAGAGCUGCACAGUUGUGAAUCAGGGCAGCAGCAUCCUGUGUGAGGUGUGUGAGCGCCCCCGUCUGGCCACUCGCCCGCCUGUCGCCUCACUUCUGUCCAGCCUAGGGUCUCUGGUCAGCCCAGGGUCUCUGUCCGAGUCUGGGACAAAGUCUGUUUCACAGUGGAUGUGCGAGUUCUGCACCUACGUCAACACACAUCCCGUGGUGGUGUGUGAGAUGUGCAACCUGUCAGGUAAAGACUCAGCCCAGCCGGCUGCGUCCAGCCCCAAAGAAAAACCCAAGGUGGGAGUAAAGCCUCAACCCAAGCCCAGAGUCAACCUGGAUGUCAAAAGACAGAAGAUGAUGAGAGACGACGGCCUCUAUCUCCUCCAGCAGAUCAGAGAAGCAGAAAAGCGCGACAUCAGUGCUGAGGAGGUGUACGCAGCCAUCGGCCUGUGUGGCGGCAGCAACACCAACCCCUGUGAUUGGCUGACGUCAGAGCUGCCUCACCUGCUGGACCAAAUCUGCGCCAUGGCUGCUUCCGUUCAGCAACCCGCGGAGAAGAAAGUGGGUGAGGAGGAGCAGGAGGAGCACGGCGGGCAGAGCGUCGCAGGAGAAGGUGUGAAGCUGUCCAGAGCCGAGGCCAAGCUGGCCUGGCUGUCUGCAGGAGGAGACAUAGACAAGGCUGUGAGACAGCUGCUGAGGGACAGACGAGCCAAGAUGAAGGAGCUGCACUCUCUGGGCUUCAGAGACGCGCUGCAGUGUGAGGAGGCCCUGCGUCUGAGUGGAGGAGAGGUGAAGGGGGCUCUGUCUCUGCUGCAGCGCCCCCUGCUGGAGCCUUUCCACCAGCGAAUCUGGGCCAACCAGGUCGAGCCGCCAAUAGAUCCUUCAGACCCGGACAAACAGAGGAUGUGCAGGCGUCUGCUGGCGCUGUACGAGCUGCCCAGCUGGGGGCGCUGCGAGCUGGUCCUCUCGCUGCUGCAGGAGCCCGACGCCACCUACACUCUGGAGGACGUGGUGCAGGCCGUGAAGGAGUCCCAAGACAAGGACUUCAUCAGGCGUGUCCUCAAGAACGAAUGCCCCUGCUGUCUGAGCAGCUUCCCCCGCAGCAAGAUGCAGUCCCUGACUUCCUGUCAGUGCUCCGUGUGCCACGAAUGCUUCGGGUCCUACUUCAACAUCACCGUGAGAGACAAACAUAUCCGAGACAUGGUGUGUCCCAUCUGCAGCGAGCCGGACAUCAACGACCCCGAACAGCUGGACAGUUACUUUUCCACACUGGACAUACAGCUGCGGGGCUGCCUUGAGCCAGGCGUGUACGAUAUGUUCCAUAAAAAGCUGACUGAGCACGCGCUGAUGAAAGACCCAAAGUUCCUCUGGUGCUGUCAUUGCACCUCUGGGUUUAUCAAUGAUGGAGACCAGCUGAAGGUCACCUGCCCUCAUUGCAACAAGAGUCUGUGCGCUCGCUGCAAGAAAGCUUGGGAGCCCCAGCACCAGGAUCUGUCCUGUGAGCAGUUCCAGCAGUGGAAGAGGGACAAUGACCCCGAGUACCAGAGGCAGGGCCUGGCCGGGUUCCUGAGGGACAACGGCAUCACCUGUCCUCAAUGCAAGUUCCAGUACGCUCUGACCAGAGGCGGCUGCAUGCACUUCAGCUGCUCCCAGUGCAGGUACCAGUUCUGCAGCGGCUGCAACAACCCCUACCACAAGACAAUUUGUAAAACGCCCCGUUGCAAUUACAACGGCCUGCAUGCUCAUCACCCCCGGGACUGUCUGUUCUACCUCAGAGACUGGGAACCCCCCCGACUGCAGGCCCUGCUGCAGAAGCGCGCUGUGGAGUUCAACACAGAUCCCUCUAAUGGAGCACAAACUGAUGUCUGUGGUCUGAUGGAGCAGAAGGAUGAAGCAGGGCAGCAGAUUGAUUCCCCGUGUGGACACCAGACUCAGCCGGGACAGGCCGGACUCUGCGAGAGACACUACAGGGAGUACCUGGUGAGUCUGAUCAACGCUCACUCUCUGGACCCCGCGCUGCUCUACGAUACUCCGGAGCUCAUUCGAGCCUGUGAGAGAUACCAGGUGGACGAGCAGAAGGGAGAGAACGAGGACGAUAAUGUCUACCAGGCUCGACUUAUUAAGAAACUGAUGGAGGUCCCUCUUGGAGAAAAAGUUCCAAGAAACAAAUAAAUGUCUGGAAAGCAAAUCACUCAAACCACAAGAUGCAGCUCGGGCCGAUUUUAAUCUGCAAAGUCAUUUACAGUCACUCUGAAAAGAUGUGUGACUCAUAGGAGUGUCCGUGUGACAAAACAAAAUGAGGAACAUUUAAUUGGGGACAGCGGUUUCUCGUUUGUGAUCUUUUAUCUUAUCUGAAGCCUUUGUCUGUUCCUUCUCUCACAUUUGAAGAUGAAACAUGUUGAUACUCAUGAUAAAAGGAAUAUUUUGUUCCUUGGUGAUUUUCAUCUCAAUUUAUCAGACAGUUUUUAACAUUUUUAUAAAUGUAAAGGAAUUAUAUGCAGGAUAGGGUACACGAUCUUAUAUGAAUAUGACAUUUAGCCGAUUUAUCUUUUGCACUUUAAAGAAGAGCCUCUUUUCGGAAAUGUAUGUAAAAUAUUGUGCAAAAUUAUAUAUUAAUAGUAAGAAUGUUGAUACUUUUAAUAAAAGACACAUUAAAUGUU